AUAAACCCAACUUGAUUGUAUUCAUUCCCAUCAUUCUUUCAUUGCCACUCGUAACUACAGAGUAGGAGGUUCACAAAAUGGCAACAAUACAGGUGGAAGAAUUACAAGAAUUAAUUUCGAACAAAUUCGACAAAGAAACGUUGCUGGGAAUUUUAAGGAAAAGACAUGAUCUUCAGAAUGUGGAAAUUGAGAAAAUCCAAUUGGGCUCUGAAUCGAAGAAAGGCGAUUCCUACCUGAGCACCGUAACUCGUUUCAACGUUCACUAUAACGGAACAAAUAAAGAUGGUAAAAAGGUCACAGAUUGCAUCCACAUGAUUGCCAAGGCAUUGCCUAAAAAUUUGGGGCGUAGAAAAACGUUUAGAUCUGCCGAUUUCUUUGGAAACGAAGUUUCCUUCUAUAAUAAGGUGUGGCCAGUUCUAGAUGCUUACCAGAAAUCCAAAAACGUUGAAAAACCCUUCGAUAAAAUUCCAAUUUGUUUCUCAGCUUUUGCGGAUGGCUCAAACGAUUAUAUAGUGCUCGAAGAUUUGAGCUUCGAUGGAUACGGAAACGCGCAGAGAUCCAGCGGCUUGGAUGUAGAUCACACGAAGCAAAUAUUCAGUUUGUUCGCGCAGUUUCACUCUUUGGUCUAUGCAUAUAAACAGGAGCAUCCGAGCGAAUUUGAAAAACUGGCAAAUUCUCUGCAGGAAACUUAUUUCUCAGAGGCACAAAGAAAGUGGUACACAAACUUUCAAAACAUAUUGAAAGACAUUGUUCGAGAUGCGGUUGAGAAAGAAUUACCGAAAGAGUAUUUGGAUAAAUUGAAUGAGGUGGCGUUCAAUCGAGAUUUCUUUGGAUUGAUAAGCGAAGUAUGCGCUAAACGUGGUAAAUUAUCUGUAAUAACGCACGGAGACGCUUGGAUCCCUAAUUUCCUGUUAAAAUAUGAUCAAUCGGGGAAACCAAUUGAUGCUGUUAUGAUUGAUUUCCAAUUAACAAGAUGUUCGUCUUUAGCUCUUGAUUUACUGUUUUUCAUAUACUCUUGCAUGCAACACAAGCUUGUCGAAAAUUCUUUGACGGAAAUGUUGGAGUAUUACCUUUCGUGUUUCCAUCAAAAUUUAAGAGAGUUAAAAUGCAGUGCAACAAUCACUAUUACAGAUAUUGAAACAGAUUUAAAAGAUUCGAGUAUAUUUGGUCUUGGAAUGUCUAUGGAAGCAAUCAUCAUGUCUCUACUUGAUGAUGAUGAAGUCUCCGAUUUGGAUAUGAUACAGGGCGAUGAGGAAAUUCCUAUUGAAAAUAUUUGGAUUGUGAAACCGCUGAAGACGGUGGAGAAGCGAAGGCGCAUCGCCGAUUUCGUAAAGCACAUAAUCGAUUCUAAAUUUAUUUAAAAUUUGUAGCAAUGUAAUGUAUAAAUAAAAUCUAUUCUUCGGCAAAUGAUGGAACGGAGAAUUUCCUUGCUUUGUU
Nicrophorus vespilloides is the source of this 1437-nucleotide messenger RNA. RefSeq lists its product as uncharacterized. Bases 78 to 1361 code for a protein of 427 amino acids. The record is from RefSeq and is a predicted model, not a curated record. The transcript has 8 exons. Lineage: Eukaryota; Metazoa; Arthropoda; Insecta; Coleoptera; Silphidae.